AGGAGAAGAUGAAGUACGAUGAGAAGAAAGGGAGCGGCGGCGGAGGAGGAGGAGGAGGGAUAGUGGAGGUGAAUCCGAAGCCGAAGAAGGGGGUGGCGUCCAAGGUGGUGGACUACAUUAAGAAGCUGAUUGUGAAGUUGAUGUACGACUCUUCUCGGCCUCACCACUAUCUCUCCGGCAACUUCGCUCCUGUUCCCGACGAGACCCCUACCGUCACCGACCUCCCUGUCCUCGACCAUCUCCCUGAUUGCUUGAAUGGAGAAUUCGUUCGGGUGGGCCCCAAUCCCAAGUUUGCCCCUGUCGCCGGAUACCACUGGUUUGAUGGAGAUGGCAUGGUUCAUGGCAUGCGGAUAAAAUAUGGCAAAGCUACUUACGUCUCUCACUAUGUGAGGACGUCGAGACUCAAGCAAGAGGAGUACUUUGGAGGAUCUAAAUUUUUGAAGAUUGGAGACCUCAAAGGGCUUUUUGGUUUACUCAUGGUCAAUAUGCAAAUGUUGAGAGCAAAACUGAAAAUACUAGAUGUUUCAUAUGGAACAGGGACAGGCAAUACUGCACUCAUAUAUCAGCAUGGAAAACUCUUGGCGCUUUCAGAGGCCGAUAAACCUUAUGUCCUCAAGGUUUUGGAAGAUGGCGACUGGCAGACUCUUGGAAUGCUUGAUUAUGAUAAGAGACUUGCUCAUUCUUUUACAGCCCAUCCGAAGGUCGAUCCUUUCACAGGAGAGAUGUUCACCUUUGGCUAUUCGCAUACACCGCCAUAUAUCACCUACAGGGUUAUUUCAAAAGAUGGAUUCAUGCAUGAUCCAGUACCAAUUACCAUUUCAGAUCCCAUCAUGAUGCAUGACUUUGCCAUUAUAGAGAAUUAUGCAACUUUCAUGGAUCUUCCUCUUUAUUUCAGGCCCAAGGAAAUGGUUAAAGAUAACAAGCUAAUAUUUACAUUUGAUGCAACCAAAAAAUCUCGCUUUGGGGUACUUACGCGAUAUGCAAAGAACGAGCUUCAAAUCAGAUGGUUUGAGCUUCCAAACUGCUUCAUUUUUCACAAUGCCAAUGCAUGGGAGGAGGAAGAUGAAGUUGUUUUGAUUACUUGCCGCCUUGAGAAUCCUGAUCUGGACAUGGUCAAUGGGACUGUUAAGGAAAAGCUCGAGAAUUUCACAGAUGAACUGUAUGAAAUGAGAUUCAACAUGAAAACUGGCCUGGCUUCACAAAAGAAGCUGUCAGCACCUGUGGUUGAUUUUCCGAGGAUAAAUGAGUGCUACACCGGCAGGAAACAAAGGUAUGUGUACGGAACCAUUCUGGACAGCAUUGCAAAGGUUGCUGGAAUUGUGAAAUUUGAUCUGCACGCUGAGCCAGAGGAAGGAAAAAAGAAGAUUGAGGUCGGUGGAAAUGUUCAAGGUGUGUUUGACCUGGGACCAGGUAGAUUUGGUUCUGAAGCUAUUUUUGUCCCUCGAGAGCCUGGCAUCACUCCUGAAGAAGAUGAUGGGUGUCUGAUAUUCUUCGUACAUGAUGAGAACACGGGGAAGUCGGCAGUAAAUGUAAUUGAUGCGAAAAACAUGUCAUCUGAUCCUGUUGCUGUUGUUGAAUUACCCCACAGGGUUCCUUAUGGCUUCCAUGCCUUCUUCGUGUCUGAGAGAUGGAAGAUGGAGGCGAUAGAGAAGCUUGACGUGAUGGUUUACACGAAAAUGUUCCUGAAGUUUCCGUAUAAGUUCUGGCCUUGUGGACCCGAGAAAGAGUUCUUCAUAUAUGCACACGAACGGAGAGGUUAUUACACAUUCUGGCAGCACAUGGAGAAUGCAUACCCUGGUUCCAAUAUUCUGGUUGUGACAUUGACAAAUGGAGAAUCAAAGCGUGUGGAGAAUCAAUCUGACGAAGAGACACUGAAAGAGGCUAUGGAGGUGCUUAGGGACAUGUUUGGGCCCAAUAUACCUAAUGCCACUGAUAUACUCGUGCCCCGCUGGCGGAAUAACAGGUUCCAGCGUGGCAGCUGCAGCAACUACCCCGCCAUUUUUAAUCAUCAGGUCGUUCAAAACAUUAAGGCACCGGUAGGACGCUUCUUUUUCACUGGUGAACACACAAGUGAGAGAUUCAAUGGUUAUGUACAUGGUGGAUACCUUGCAGGCAGAGACACGGGUAAAGCUUUGUUGGAGGAGAUGAGGAAGGAGAAGGAAAGGAAUAGCCAGAAUCAGUCGUUUUUGUUAGAGCCCUUGUUAGCAUCGACUUUAACACAGACAGAUUCAUCAGUCUCUAGAAGCGUACAACAUAAAUCUGAUAUCCCUAAACAUUUGCAUCUCAGAGGCAAGCUAAGCAUUCCAUGACCCAUCUUAUGACUAGAUGGGCCUGCUGAGACUAGCACUGUAUCUCCUCGAUCGACAAUCAUGAGGAUACAAUCAAUGACGGAGAAGGCCAGGGAGGUAUUGACAGUGAUGGAAGCCCCCCGAUAGCAUAGAAGUAGUUGCCAGAAGAUGCAGACGAUAAAGACAGCGAAUUAUACAUAUUCAAUGGAAUUGGUUUGAGGGGGGGUAUACAUGAGAAUAGGGGGGUCAU
This is a messenger RNA of Syzygium oleosum, 2538 nucleotides long. Its product is annotated as carotenoid 9,10(9',10')-cleavage dioxygenase 1-like. The record is from RefSeq and is a predicted model, not a curated record. Gene Ontology annotation, molecular function: carotenoid dioxygenase activity. Gene Ontology annotation, cellular component: chloroplast stroma. The transcript has 17 exons. The coding region runs from base 9 to 2309 and encodes 766 amino acids. Lineage: Eukaryota; Viridiplantae; Streptophyta; Magnoliopsida; Myrtales; Myrtaceae. Gene Ontology annotation, biological process: carotene catabolic process.